Trichogramma pretiosum is the source of this 4683-nucleotide messenger RNA. Its product is annotated as zwei Ig domain protein zig-8-like. Gene Ontology annotation, biological process: synapse organization. Lineage: Eukaryota; Metazoa; Arthropoda; Insecta; Hymenoptera; Trichogrammatidae. The record is from RefSeq and is a predicted model, not a curated record. The coding region runs from base 1569 to 2396 and encodes 275 amino acids. The transcript has 7 exons. Gene Ontology annotation, cellular component: neuron projection membrane.
CCAGACAUCUCGCGCUCCGGUGCCUAUACAUCAUUAUGAUGAUGCGCAUGCAUAUAUUUUGCCCGCGUCUCCAGUGAAAGCUCGAGUGAGAGUUUCGGCAGCCGAGUGAAUGUGUGCCAGAUAGAGCGUAUGCGAUUACGAAGAACAGUCAAGUGCGUGCGCGCGUGCACGAGCGUGUCAAUUAUCGAGUGCAGUUGAAGGAGAGGGAGCAAAAGGAAAAAAAGAAAAGAAACAACAACAGUGCGCGUCCGAGCGAGUGUGCUGCUUUUCACACAUUGAAUACUAUCGAGUGCUGGGCGAAGAGAAAAAAAAGAGUAAAAUAAGAAGUUCGUCAGGCGUAAUUCCCCGUGGGCUCUUGACCACACACAGAGCGAGCUUCGAAUUCGCGUGCGGCGAGAAGCGGAGGUAUUCGAUUAAACGCGCUCGAGGCAGCGAUAAGGCUAUAUCCUCGAAGUAGUCGCCGGAACGAACUGCACGUUGAGAAGCGCAUAGUCAGUGCGGAGCAGUUAGUAACCGUCCGCGAGUUUGUUUAUCAAACGUUUCUCUCUCUCUCUCUCUCUCUCUCUCGCUCUCUCACUCGCUCUAACCCAAGUCUUGCUAGAGUGCUUCGACACGCAGCUGGAGCAGAGAAGCUCUCGUGUUGUUGUUCUCUGUCUCUCUCUCUCUCUCUCUCUCUCUCUCUCAUCUAUAUCUAUACGUCGCGAUGCAACGCGCAUUCACGUAGAGACACGUCGCACCGUAGCGUUAAACUUCUAUCUCUUGCCCACUCUUGCUCUAUCUCUCCUCUCUCUCUCUCUCUCUCUCUCUCUCGCUUGCCUCUCGAGCUCAACGAGUUUUCGAGUUUAAUUAACGGCGAGCUUUGCGAGACACGAGCGUAUCCGGAGUACGAGUGGGAAAGAGCGAGGCGAAAUUCUUCUUCUUUUAUUUUAUUUGCCAGCAUGCACGCCGCCGAUGAGAGAGCGAGAGAGCGAAAGAGGGAGCGCUAGAGAGUGAGCUUUUAUGAAGGUGACAAUGCCAGUUGAGCUACCCGCUCGCGAGUUUCGCUCUAUAAUCGCUCGCUUUUAUAAUAAUGCGGUUUGUCGAGAGGCGCAUUCAACCGAUUUAAUUGCUUUAUUUACUCUUUUUCGCUUCUCUUAGGGCCUUCGUAACCGAUAAAUAUUUACUAUAUACGUGCUACACAGUGUCCAAUAUACUGUUUUUGUUUACCUGCUCCCUUUCCGCGGUUAAUGUGUAAUUUACCAUCUAUUUUUCUGUGACAUGUAGAUACAUCUAAAGCACCGUAGUUCAUCCAGUGAGUUAUUGUUCAGUGCGUGAAAACGAUACACACAUCCACAUGGAAAGUAUUGCAUCGCAUCGGCUAAGCCGUUCAAUAAUAACCCAAGAUUUUUCAAAUAAACAAAAGUAAAAAUAAUGAGCGACAUGUGCGCGCGUAAAGCCAGAAGAAAAAUUGCAACAGCCGCGAUAAGCCGCAUUAUCUAGAAAUAACAGCAUAUACGCGCAGUGAACUCGUUGCUCAAGAAUGAUGAUAAUAACUACUGGAAGAAGAUUUUAAUAAAUAAACAAUUAUUAUGAGGAGUUUAGCAUUAGCUUUGAGCUUGCUCUUUGCCGUGUACGGCAGAUGCUGGAGCGACGAUGACGAGCAGCAGCAGCACCUGGAGCACGAUCUCGAGCCGCUGAAUCGAGGCCCGUACUUCGACACGUCGGUCUCGCACAACGUCACAGCCCUCGUCGGCAAGACGGCGCUGCUUCACUGUCGAGUUCACAACUUGGGUGAUCGCACGGUGUCAUGGGUGCGGCAUCGGGACAUACACCUGCUGACGGUGGGCACGUCGACCUACACGUCGGAUCAGCGCUUCGUGGCGACGCACUAUCCGCGCACCGAGGACUGGACGCUUCAGGUCAAGUACCCGCAGCAGCGAGACUCCGGCACGUACGAGUGCCAAGUAUCCACGACGCCGCCCAUCGGCCAUUUUAUGCAUCUCUCCGUCGUUGAGCCAGUGACGGAAAUCCUUGGAGAUAGCGACAUGUAUAUAAAUCGAGGCAGCACGAUGAAUCUCACUUGCGUCGUGCUGCACAGUCCCGAGCCACCGCCUGCCAUUGUAUGGACGCACAAUACACAGGAGAUAAAUUACGAUAGUCCGAGGGGCGGAGUGUCGGUAAUAACGGAGAAGGGCGAGCAGACGACCUCGUAUCUGCUGAUACAGCGAGCGCAGGCUGCGGACAGCGGAAAGUACACCUGCCAUCCGAGCAACGCCAACACAAAAACCGUCACCGUUCACGUGCUCAAUGGUGAGCAUCCAGCGGCCAUGCAGCACGGCGGUCAGCUGAGACUCAGCAAUCCACCCUUCGUCGUGAUGCUAGCGACUCUGCUGGCUUUUCGCAAUCAUCGCCACUGAAGAGGAGACUCAAAGAGACUAAAGCUCUGUCGCACAUUUUUGCCGGAGCUGCUAACGCGCGACGCCGCUGUCGCUGCUACUACUAUCUACUGCGACGCUACGUGUGUGUCUCUCGUCGUGCAGCCGAGCUUCUCUAUCCGCUACAUCUAUACUACAGCACCCACACACGUACGGGGACGUGCAAGAGGAGCAAACGUGUACAUACGCCGCUAGACUAGGUCAGCCUGGAGCUUUAUACUUGCGAUCGAUCCAACGGAAUCGGCUGUCGAAUCUGUGGGUUACAUGCAUACAAAGUAUACAGCACGCCAGUGUCUGUGUGCGUGCGCCUCUCUGCGUCUCCCCGACAGUGUAUAUGUGUGUGUGUGUGUCUAUACGGAUAAACUGACAGUGACGACGCACCUUUUUUAUUUCCUCAUCGAAUGCGCACGACGUUAUAUAUAGGUACACAGCCGACGUGCAAAAUUGAAGUAGCGCUGCAGUGCGCGAAUUCAAAAUGUGACCGCCGCCGCAUGCCGCAGAGCAACUAUGCGCCAAGAACAAGAAUAACAAGAGAACUUGCGGCACAAGAGGAUAAAUGCAGCGCGAGGAAAAUAUAUAUAUAACGUGGUUUAUAUGCUGUAUAGCACAGUGUCAGAAGUGGCGGCACAUCUUGCGCUCUAUACGUGCGUGCGUAUGUAUAGGUAAUACAGCCACGCCUGCAGCGAGCUUAGCAGCGAGCAAAAAUUUUUGUCGACGGGCUUGGAUAAAUAUGCGAAAUUGCUGGUAGGAUGAAAAUAAAAGACUUUUUCUCGGCUGGAAAAUGUUCAAUAAUCUUUGAUUCUCCGUAUCGAUCUAUAUAUUUAUAAAUAAUAAUGUUUAAUAUUACAUAAGUUCGGCGAUAAGUACGUAUGAUUAUACGUGCGCGACUUUCAGUAUACGUUGACGUGUGUGGCAAUAUAUCUUGAGUGUGGCGGAAUUGAAGUUUCCGUAGACGAGUGUGCGCGAGGAUGUUGUGUGUGUGUGUGUGUGUGUGUGUGUAUACAGUGCAGCAGCGUCUCUAUGUAUAGUCCUCGAUUAACGGAGGAAAAAAUAUAUUAUGCAUAUACACUUGACAGAAUUCCGAGAAAAAAAAUAGUUACUCGCGAUUCGAUCACGUGUAUGUAUAAGCAACCGUUUUUUUUCGUUCAUGUUGUGCAUUGCAAAGUUACCCGUACUUUGUGAGCGAGUGUGUAAAUCGCGUUUAUUGUCUGUUUUUUAUUCGACUACGUCUUAAAUUGUUUCGCAUUUCCAUAAAUUUUAUUGUAUGGCUCUCCACGUCGCUGGGAUGCGAGUGUGUAUAUCUUGUAUUUAUUUUUCCGUUUCACUGUUUUAGAUUUACAAAAAGAUAAGUAUUGCAUUAUUGUGUCGAAGAAAAAAAAAAAUUUUAUAACGUUAGAGUAACGUGAUUGUUUGAUUGCUGAAUAAAUAAAAGUAUUUAUGGGACUUUGUGGUGUUUUAUUACAAAGGCCGAAUGUUGAUUCCGAAUUGUGACAUCGAUAUAUUAAAUGUAUACAUUUUCAAAAUUUAAUGAAUCAUCCAUUUUAUAAAAUACAAAAUAUAUUAUAUGUUUAAUCGAUGUCAAACUCACUUUAACCGACAAUUUUUAAAAUAAUAAUAAAUCGUAGAACGACGAAUAAUUUUGUAAAUACUACAUGUAAAAUAUGACAAAGGUACAGUGUGUGUCGACAAAAAUAAAAACAAAACGAAAUCGGAAAAUAACAGGAUACCUAGGUAAAGAUUUUACUUUUUGCCUGCCUCUCUAAUUAUUCUUUUACAAUGCGUCAUUGUCGAGUGGCAAUACGUUGUACAUUACAUUGAUAACGAAAAAAAAAGUUUAUUGAUCACGAGUCAGAUUUUAAACUCAAAGAAAAAAGCCUAAUGGAAUGUGGGUUAUACUUAAAUUGGGAACAGUGUGGUACAAUACGAUCGUGCAUAAAUCCAAGGUUACACCAUCGGAACGUGAUAAAAGAGCUAUAAUUCAUUUUAAUAAUCAAAUCCAUUUACCUAAUAGGAGAGGAAUUUUUUAUCACUCAGUACAAUGAUGUUAUGUUAAUAAGUAGCAAAAAUUGAAAAUUACCUGUAAAAAUACACUUGUUCCUCGACGUUAUUACAACAAACAGGUAAACAAAUUCUUCAAUAUUCAAUAAUAAUAAUCAGUACUGUUAUGGUAAUGCGCGCAAGUUGAUGAAUAAAAUGCAACGAACAUUUUUAAUAUCGAAUACCUCCGUGUUAAGGAAAAGUAACAGGCUAUAUUUCUGCAAUUUUUCAG